AUGUCUGUCAGUUUGGUGGAUCGCUCUGCACCAAAUCAUGUUUUCAAUGACUAUCUUGCGAUGCGCACGACACGUGCUGGCACAAUCUCACCUAAUGACCGCAAAGUACACGUCACACAGACUGUUUCAACAAUAUUUCAAUUCAGAGCGAUUGACUGGGGCAUGGAAAAUUGCGAAUUGCACGUCGCCAUUCCGCCUGUGGACCGACCGACUACACUUGCUUUAUACCGCCUCAAUGCCACUGUACCACUUGAUAUUUCAACGUUAUCUUUUAACGUCCGACCGCCACGGGUCGCGAAACUCAAUAACAUAGUGCCAGGGCAGGACAGCUUAGAUUGGCACAGAAAACUUUCUUGUGCUUUGGACGACGUCCUUGUUUUUGAGUUAGCAUGUUCGGAUGACGAACCAAGCGGUAGCUGCGAUAUGGAAUGGUGGCAGGCUCGCGAGGAGACUGCACCAGCUGUCUACAUGAUCCAGCGUUCCACUGUGUAA
Messenger RNA from Suillus plorans, 492 nucleotides. RefSeq lists its product as uncharacterized. Lineage: Eukaryota; Fungi; Basidiomycota; Agaricomycetes; Boletales; Suillaceae. The record is from RefSeq and is a predicted model, not a curated record. The transcript is spliced from 3 exons. Bases 1 to 492 code for a protein of 163 amino acids.